Molecule: messenger RNA, 557 nt
Organism: Hibiscus syriacus
Lineage: Eukaryota; Viridiplantae; Streptophyta; Magnoliopsida; Malvales; Malvaceae
Product: nuclear transcription factor Y subunit B-4-like
Exons: 1
Coding region: 47-532 (161 amino acids)
Biological process (GO): regulation of transcription by RNA polymerase II
Cellular component (GO): CCAAT-binding factor complex; nucleus
Molecular function (GO): RNA polymerase II cis-regulatory region sequence-specific DNA binding; DNA-binding transcription activator activity, RNA polymerase II-specific; protein heterodimerization activity
Source: RefSeq, a predicted model, not a curated record
CUGAGUUUGAGAGGAUAAUAAAUUGUUUCUUCCUUUUAAUAGAGAGAUGUCUGAUAAUUUAGGCGUUAAUUUAGAGAGGGAAGGCCUUAAGUACAACUUUGCUGGUGCAGGUGGUAGUGUGGCCUCGGGUGAGGAUGGCAUCAUCAAGGAACAAGACCGGCUGCUUCCGAUAGCGAACGUGGGACGAAUCAUGAAGCAGAUUUUACCUCCAAACGCAAAGAUCUCCAAAGAAGCUAAAGAAACCAUGCAAGAAUGCGUGUCGGAGUUCAUUAGCUUCGUCACCGGGGAGGCAUCCGAUAAGUGCCACAAGGAAAAGCGUAAGACCGUGAACGGGGACGACAUAUGUUGGGCGCUGGCAACUCUAGGGUUCGAUAACUACGCCGAGCAACUGAAAAAUUAUUUGAUUAGGUAUAGGGAACAAGAAGGAGAAAGGUUUAACUUGAAUAGGGCCGCUGGGAGCCACGAAGAAAAGGAAGAAACAUCGAAUUACAGAUCUGUGGUUCAAUCAACACCGCCCACGUAUAAAAUAUAAAAUCAUGGUGAAUUGUCUGCUUUCA